AUAUUCUAGAGCAAUAUGUGUGUCCAAAAUGUGAUGGGAUCCUUAGAGAUGCUGUUCAAAUCAGCUGUGGCCAUUGGCUUUGCCAUGGUUGUGCUGAAGAGAUAUUCAAGAAAGAAACAAUACCAUAUUGUCCAAGAACAGACUGUGGAGAAGAAUUUACUAAUGAAGAAGGAAGACCAUUCUUUCCUGAUCGGUUCAUUCGUAAAGAGAUCGAUCGUGUGUCUAUAAUGUGUUCAAAUCAUAAAUUUGGAUGUGACUGGAAUGGUAAAAUUAGCGAAUUUUUAACGGAACAUCUCAACAGCUGUGCUUAUGAAAAAGAAGAGUGUCCUCAUUGUAAAGAGUGUUUCUUUUUAUUUGAGUACCAGUCUCAUGUUAAUCGAUGCCCUAUUAUAGAUUAUGAACAAUCAAGCAGUUACCCAAUUGAACCAGAAUCUCAUUCUUUUGGCUAUUCACCUGAA
Amphimedon queenslandica is the source of this 458-nucleotide messenger RNA. Its product is annotated as TNF receptor-associated factor 2-like. The record is from RefSeq and is a predicted model, not a curated record. Gene Ontology annotation, biological process: regulation of canonical NF-kappaB signal transduction. The annotation marks the transcript as partial. NCBI's taxonomy places the organism in Eukaryota, Metazoa, Porifera, Demospongiae, Haplosclerida, Niphatidae. The transcript is spliced from 4 exons. Gene Ontology annotation, cellular component: plasma membrane signaling receptor complex.